GAGAUCACAGAUUAGGCAUUAUCAAGACAGGAACUGAACAUGGAGGUGUUGCCAUCUGCUGUCAUCAUCGAGAAGAUAUACAGACGAUAUAAAUAGACACAUGUGAACUGACAUCAGCACUAAUGUGGCAUUCACCACAUUUGAGUGACUUAUCGUUGAUCUUUGUUGUUGAUUUCACUAACAAUUCAAAGUACCUGCUGAUUUAAUGGCAUUUAUUUGCAUAGCUCAAGUGAUGGUUGAAAAAUGCUCUCUGAAAAAGUGUCCAAAAGCUGGGGCAGUACUGUUUUAAAAAGUACACAUUUUUACUUCAUUAAUCUACAUCAGUGUUAUUGUUUUAAUUGUGCGCCCUCUAGUGGUGCAGAUUUUACAAAUUGCAUCUUUAAAGGGUGCAUAUUAGUACCUCAAAGGUACAUAUUGCUACCAAAUACACGCACCUAAAGGAUUAUUAGGAACACCAUACUAAUACUGUGUUUGACCCCCUUUCGCCUCCAGAACUGCCUUAAUUCUACAUGGCAUUGAUACAACAAGGUGCUGUAAACAUUCUUUAGAAAUGUUGGCCCAUAUUGAUAGGAUAGCAUCUAGCAGUUGAUGGAGAUUUGUGGGAUGCACAUCCAGCGCACAAAGCUCCCGUUCCACCACAUCCCAAAGAUGCUCUAUUGGGUUGAGAUCUGGUGACUGUGGGGGCCAUUUUAGUACAGUGAACUCAUUGUCAUGUUCAAGAAACUAAUUUGAAAUGAUUCGAGCUUUGUGACAUGGUGCAUUAUCCUGCUGGAAGUAGCCAUCAGAGGAUGGGUACAUGGUGGUCAUAAAGGGAUGGACAUGGUUAGAAACAAUGCUCAGGUAGGCCGAGGCAUUUAAAUGAUAACCAAUUGGCCCUAAGGGGCCUAAAGUGUGCCAAGAAAACCAUUAAACCACAACCACCAGCCUGCACAGUGGUAAGAAGGCAUGAUAGAUCCAUGUUCUCAUUCUGUUUACAACAAAUUCUGACUCUAUCUGAAUGUCUCAACAGAAAUAGAGACUCAUCAGACCAGGCAACAUUUUUCAGUCUUCAACUGUCCAAUUUUGGUGAGCUUGUGCAAAUUGUAGUCUCUUUUUCCAAUUUGUAGUGGAGAAGAGUGGUACCUGAUGGGGUCUUCUGCUGUUGUAGCCCAAGGUCGCUUCAAGGUUUUGCGUGUUGUGGCUUCACAAAUGCUUUGCUGCAUACUUCGGUUGUAACGAGUAGUUAUUUCAGUUAAAGUUGCUCUUCUAUCAGCUUGAAUCAGUCGACCCAUUCUCCUCUGACCUCUAGCAUCAACAAGACAUUUUCGCCCACAGGACUGCCGCAUACUGGAUGUUUUUCCCUUUUCACACCAUUCUUUGUAAACCAGCCUGGCCCAUCUGGGACCAACAACCAUGCCACACUCAAAAUGCUUAAAUCAUCUUUCUUUCCCAUUCUGACAUUCAGUUUGGAGUUCAGGAGAUUGUCUUAACCAGGACCACACCCCAAAUGCAUUAAAGCAACUGCCAUGUGAUUGGUUGAUUAGAUAAUUGCAUUAAUGAGAAAUUGAACAGGUGUUCCUAAUAAUCCUGUAGGUGAGUGUAUAUGCAUAUCUGUAGCUAAAUAGUACACAUAAUUAGGACCUUUUAAAAGUGUACUGUACUGUCGCUUUGGAUAAAAUCGCUGCAUAACAUUUUGCGUUGCUUUAUUGCCCGAUUCAGUUAAUUAUUUAUGCAAAUCAAACAAGUGGGUCAUAAAGUGAGUCUGUGGGUAACAAAGGAAAUGGCACAUUUGCAGGGCCAGUACAAGCUCAGCUGAUGCAAGUAAGCAAAACAAAUUAGGAAAACAAUAAACACAAGAAUUGUAAAAGUUACAGUAGCUAAAGAAUUGUCAUAUGAAAAUGCGAAAGUGAUGUGAGAAGGGUGAAAAUGCAAUGUUUGCAAAUCCUUUUACGCUUUUAGAUCAUUUGUUUUACUAAGAGUAUUAAUCUUGUGAUCAGACUGAAUUUUAUUGUUUUCAUUAAUAUGAUCUAAUAUAUUAUAAUACAAAGAAAGCAAUACUAUAUAAUAUUAAUAUAAUCCUGGUCGUAGUAUAAUGCGAGGAAUUUUUCACAAAAUAUAUGUCAACAUCACCAAAGUAGACAUUAAAUUAUGAGUUUUGGCGACCAUAUGAUAUGGAUGCUGUUAUAAUCCUGUUAUUUAAGUAGUCGUGACUUGAAAUAGAUGGAAAAUUGACGAGCUUGUGCUGCCUCUAUAGACCAUUUCAAGUGAUGUAAACAACACUGGUCCAGAAACACUUCCUGUUUCAGUUUGUGACUGUUUUUUUAUUAUUUCACAUAUAUCAUCAUUAUCUUUAAGAUGUUUGUUUAACUUCAGUUAAUUCAGUUCUAUAUGUUUUGUUGGUUUAUUUUAUCCCAACGUUUAUCUAGUGUUAAAAAACUGAAACAGGAAGUGCUUCUGGACCAGUGUUGUUUACAUCUUUUGAAAUUGUCUAUAUGCAGAGUUCAAUGUAAACUGCAGCUUUCUUGCCCACCUAAUAAACCCCCUGAUACUGUAAGUCACAUGACUGAUAACUAUCAAUAGCUUAGAAAUGCUGUCACCACGACCCUUAUCAAGCAUUCUCAGACAGACAUGAUGAUAACUAGUCUACUGCUUGUGUUUCUCCUAACAGACUUCUCAGGAUCUGAAGAAGUUCACAUAAUCAGUAAAAUUUUUGUUCAAAAAGAACAAACUAUUAUAAUCCCUUGUUUCUAUGAAGCUAAAUAUGCUAGUUCCCCAAAGUACCUGAGUUCUGGUUAUUAUUUCAUUUUCAGUCAUUAUGUACGUGAGAGAAUAUCGAUUUUGGAUUACAAAACAGAAAACAUUUUCACAGCGAUACUAACGGAUGCUAAAGUUAGUGACAGUGGUUAUUACUGGUGUGGUGUGCAACAACCUGGAAGUGAUCAUGCCACAAGCCUCCAUUUAGAGGUCAUAGAAGGCAACACAAAGCUUUCCGUCUCUAGUCAAAAUGUAACAGGCUAUGAGGGUGAAAGUAUAACCAUCCAGUGUCAUGGAGCAUCAAAACUGUGUAAGAUCGGAAGAGAGUGCGUUGAAGAAAAUAGAGGAACCUUAAGUAAACCAAUAGUGGAUAUAAGCGGUGAUGACAAAGUCCUGGAUGUGACUUUUAGAGGACUGCAGAUGGAGGAUGCUGGUUGGUACUUCUGUUCUGAUGGGGAAUCACAAAUGCCUCUUUAUAUUCACGUGAAAAAGCCCCAAUAUUCAAAUGACUUCUCUGAUAUAACACUCUAUCAAACAACGUCUAGUGUUUCUAUACACUUUCUAUGGCUUCUCAUUUUGCUGCCAAUAAUAAUCUGUGGAGUUGUGAAAUUGCUAAACUUCAUAAAAAUAAAACCGAAAGCAGCUGAUACAGAUGUCUAUGUAUCCAUGAAAAGGAAACAAUUACCUAAAGAAAAUAGUGGUGUGGUUGAAUGUGAAAACCCCUAUGAAGUUAUGACUGGGUCUAGGAUCAAAAACAUCCCUGAGGAUAACAAAACAUAUAUGCUUCUAUGGUAAAAAAAUAAUAAAUAGAGAGAUGAUUAAGUUUUAUUUGUAC
This is a messenger RNA of Paramisgurnus dabryanus, 3568 nucleotides long. RefSeq lists its product as uncharacterized. Gene Ontology annotation, cellular component: plasma membrane. NCBI's taxonomy places the organism in Eukaryota, Metazoa, Chordata, Actinopteri, Cypriniformes, Cobitidae. The record is from RefSeq and is a predicted model, not a curated record. Gene Ontology annotation, molecular function: transmembrane signaling receptor activity.